This is a messenger RNA of Pestalotiopsis fici W106-1, 1461 nucleotides long. RefSeq lists its product as uncharacterized. The transcript is spliced from 2 exons. The record is from RefSeq and is a predicted model, not a curated record. Bases 1 to 1461 code for a protein of 486 amino acids. Lineage: Eukaryota; Fungi; Ascomycota; Sordariomycetes; Amphisphaeriales; Sporocadaceae.
AUGGAUCACUAUAGCACAUUAGAGGUCGACCAUAACCAGCACUCAAAUCCCCUGGUAACCAGUGCACCAGCACAGCAGGACUAUGAACGUUUUCCCGAGGCCGUGACGGCGGCACCAGGAAGCCCACCACAUUAUAUCAAGUCUACAUUCGACGCGGACCAAAGCCAAAAGAUCUCCGUCCCCGAGGGCGUCCUGGCCCCGGAAGCCGUGCCUGGACAGAACCUCUAUCAGAACGUGAGCACUGGGCAAGACACGACGGGAGCUUGGACGGCGGCGGCGGCGGCGGCGGAUGAGUCGCUUGCAGAGAAGAAGCCCCAAGGCAAACGGCAGCGAAUAUGUGGUCUCGAGCGACGCACCUUUCUCUGGGUCGCCGUGAUCGCAGCAGUCCUCGCCGCCGCCGCAUUGGCAGGUGGUCUGGCCGGGGGGCUGACCCACGGAUCCUCCUCCUCGUCGACGGGCGCCGCCGAUGCAAACAGGGUAAACGUCAUGGCGACGUCGUCGCUCGCGGCGUCCAACUGGACCGACGGCCGGGGCUACAACCACCGCAUCGUCUUCUUCCAGGACCCGUGGAACUCGGUGAUUGCGCGGCGCUGGGACUCUCAGAACCAGACGUGGGCAACGAGCAACGUGACGGCGUCGGCGGCCAACUCGGCGUCCCCCCUGGUGGCGGCCGCCGGCACCACGCUGGCCAGCGCCGCUCUCGACUGGCCGAAUGCGUACAAUGUCCACGUCUACUUUCUCGACCCCUGGAACAUUGUGCGCAGCGCCUACAGCGAUAGCCCCGUGCAGCUGCCCGACCUCUGGAAAAACGACACGCUGGGUUCGGCGCAGCUCCACGCCCUCUCGGGCUCCAAGCUGGCCGCCGCCUGGGCCCGCGGCUCGACGCCCACCGACGUCGGGGUCUGGACCGUGGCCUGGCAAGGACCGGACCGCGGCUUCAUCAAGGUGGCCAACUUUAGUGACUACAGCGCCGGUGUCAACGCCGUGGACGCCAACAAAGUUGCCGGCAACACCUCCCUGGCCCUCGUGCCGCAGUACGGUGGUGUCCAGGACAACCUUGGUCUCAUCAGCCAGAGCUUCACGAGCGAGACGGCCGGUCCGUUCCAGGUGAGCUCCUUUAACCAGACGUGGAAUAAGAAUCCCGACGAUGUGAUACCCGAUGUUCCACUUCCUGCAUCAAACCAGCACGUAGCCGUGACCAAAUGGGGUACAUGGUCCAGGACUCUUUGCUAUGCCCUCCUCGACGACGGGACAAUGCGAGGCAGCUGGUGGGAGGACGAGGCAGAGCAAAAUGCCCUUUCUAGUCUCAAUUUCGAUGGCGGACCGACGGCCAACUUCUCAUCUAUUGCAAUGACUCUGGAUGCCAUGUUCUAUGGCAUUAAUGGAGAUGAAAUCCACGAAUAUUCGGUGGACGGAACGGACGCAUCAAGGUUGAAUUAUGUUGGCAGGAUAUACCCAUGA